This is a messenger RNA of Euleptes europaea (tarantolino), 1048 nucleotides long. RefSeq names its product Q-nucleotide N-glycosylase 1 (gene QNG1). The transcript is spliced from 4 exons. The coding region runs from base 12 to 1043 and encodes 343 amino acids. NCBI's taxonomy places the organism in Eukaryota, Metazoa, Chordata, Lepidosauria, Squamata, Sphaerodactylidae. The record is from RefSeq and is a predicted model, not a curated record.
GGAUCAAAAGGAUGAACAUGGAAGCAUUCCUGAACCCUAAAGAUUCUGCCAAGUUUAUAACGGAGAACAGCCAAGAUGUAUACGUGGAAGAAGAUGGUGUGCGGAAAGUUGCAGAGAUGUUGUUUGAUAAAGUCUUGGAGAAGGACUUCAGUGUUGCUGGGUGGAAGUCUUCUCAUGAACUGAAUCCUCAAGUAGUGAGUGAAGAUGCAGUGAACUGGGUUUUCCUUGCUGAUGCACUCAAUUUUUCAUUUUGGUCUGAGUGUGAAGACCGUAAAUGCCUUGUGAAGUAUAAAGGCAAAAUGUACAGUGGUUACUGGUCUCUUUGUGCUGCUAUCAACCGAGCACUUGAUGAAGGAAUACCCAUUACUAGCGCUUCGUAUUAUGCUACCAUGACAUUGGAGCAGGUGAGGCAUGCAUUUCGCUCAGACACUGAUGUCCCCAUGCCUUUGCUUGAGGAAAGGCAUCGUGUGCUUAAUGAGACUGGGACAGUUCUUCUGGAGAAAUUUGGAGGCUCUUUCCUCACAUGUGUUAAGCAAAGUGGAAAAAGUGCUCAGAAAUUACUACAGCUAAUUGUGGAAAAUUUCCCGUCAUUUAGAGAUGAGGCUACAUUUCAGGGCAAAAAGGUGGCUUUUUACAAACGAGCGCAAAUCCUUGUUGCUGACACAUGGAGUGUACUGGAAGGAAAAGGUGAUGGGUGCUUCAGUGACAUUUCCAGCGUGACUAUAUUUGCUGAUUAUAGGAUACCUCAGGUUCUUGUUCACCUAGGAGCAAUGAAAUAUUCUGAAGAACUAAUGAAAAAACUCAAGGAAGGGCACGUGUUCCUGUCUGGAGACAAACAAGAGGUGGAGAUUCGGGGCUGUUCUAUUUGGUGUUGUGAACUCAUUUGCAGUCACCUACUGGACCUUUAUAAAAAGAAAGGCGAGAACAUGAGUGAAAAAAUCAAUGCAGUGCUCCUUGAUUAUUACCUGUGGGACUAUGCGCGGGAUCAUAGGGAAGACAUGCAAGGAAUUCCCUUUCAUCGUGUACGUUGCAUAUACUACUAAUAUAC